Molecule: messenger RNA, 2178 nt
Organism: Cucurbita pepo subsp. pepo (vegetable marrow)
Lineage: Eukaryota; Viridiplantae; Streptophyta; Magnoliopsida; Cucurbitales; Cucurbitaceae
Product: auxin transporter-like protein 4
Source: RefSeq, a predicted model, not a curated record
UUCUUGUAAUUCUUUUCCAAAUUCUGCGUUUCCCAGAAAAAGAAAACGCCUCAAGAAGAAUCGAAUCCCACAGCCCAAAUUUCAUUACUUCAUUCAUUUUCUCUCUCAUCCUAGAGAGAGAAAGAGAGAAAAAAAACGCCAAAAACUUGAACCCUUCUGUUUGUUACGAUAUAAAUCAUUCCUCUGCUUCCAUACACAGUGCUAAAAAGCUCCUUUUUCUGAAGAAAAGCCUCUUCGAAACUUGCAGAAACUACUGCUUCCCCUGUCAACUCUGUUUUUUUUUUUUACCCUUUUUAGAUUCUCUGUCUGUCGCCGUCGCCGGCCGCCGUCUUUGGGUUGAUCACUGCUGUAAUGGUGGCGCAUUAAUUUCUGAGACUCCACUAGCUAACCCUUUUCGAUUUGAGCUCGUUUAUGGCGAUUUGACCCCACGAAAGAAGAAUAAAGUUCUUAAAGGCUUUACUCUGUUUUGAGAUUUCUUGCUCUGUUUUGGACUGAACGGUAAACAGAUCUGUUUGUUUCUUUUUUGGGUGUUGAAGACAGUGACGUUUCGUGUAAGAUCUGUAAAGAUUUAGACGUUUAGAAAAAUGGUGGGACAAACACAAGCAGAGGAAGCAAUUGUUCCGACCGCCGCGAACGAGGUGGAGCAAAGCAGCGGAAAGGAGAAAGGGGGAGAACUUGAUGGCGGAGAACAACCACAAAACUCUGUUUUCCAAAUGAAAAACCUCCUCUGGCACGGCGGCUCCGUUUGGGACGCUUGGUUUAGCUGCGCUUCAAAUCAAGUCGCUCAAGUGCUUUUGACUCUGCCCUACUCAUUUUCACAGCUCGGAAUGCUCUCCGGCAUCAUUUUCCAGAUUUUUUAUGGGCUGAUCGGAAGUUGGACGGCGUAUUUGAUCAGUGUUCUGUAUGUUGAAUACCGUAGCAGAAAGGAGAAGGAAAACGUCAGCUUCAAAAACCAUGUCAUCCAGUGGUUCGAAGUUCUUGAUGGGCUGUUGGGACCUUACUGGAAGGCUGUGGGGCUCGCUUUCAACUGUACUUUCCUUCUAUUUGGAUCUGUCAUCCAGCUUAUUGGAUGCGCAAGUAAUAUUUAUUACAUUAAUGACCACUUGGACAAAAGAACAUGGACAUACAUUUUCGGAGCAUGUUGCGCCACCACUGUUUUCAUACCGUCUUUUCACAAUUACCGGAUUUGGUCGUUUCUCGGCCUCGGAAUGACCACUUACACCGCCUGGUACAUGGCUGUCGCCGCCCUCGUUCACGGCCAGGUUGAAGGCGUCACCCAUUCGGGGCCGACAAAACUGGUGCUUUACUUCACUGGCGCCACCAAUAUUCUGUACACCUUCGGCGGCCACGCUGUCACUGUGGAAAUAAUGCAUGCCAUGUGGAAACCCCAGAAGUUUAAGUACAUUUACCUUAUGGCCACGCUGUACGUUUUCACUUUAACGCUUCCGUCUGCUUCCGCCGUCUACUGGGCUUUUGGCGACGAGCUUCUUAACCAUUCCAACGCCUUCUCUCUACUCCCCAAGAACCGCUUCCGUGAUGCUGCCGUUAUCUUAAUGCUCAUUCACCAGUUCAUAACGUUUGGGUUUGCAUGUACGCCGUUGUACUUCGUAUGGGAGAAAGUGAUAGGAAUGCACGACACAAAAAGCCUGUGCCUAAGGGCGUUGGUGAGGCUGCCGGUGGUUAUCCCAAUAUGGUUCUUAGCUAUUAUUUUCCCUUUCUUCGGACCCAUCAACUCCGCCGUCGGCGCUCUUUUGGUUAGCUUCACCGUCUACAUCAUCCCCGCCGUCGCCCAUAUGCUUACUUACAGAAAAGCCUCCGCCAGACAGAAUGCGGCGGAGAAGCCGCCGUUCUUCCUCCCAAGCUGGACGGCGAUGUACGUAUUGAACAGCUUCAUAGUGGUGUGGAUCUUCGUAGUCGGGUUCGGGUUCGGCGGGUGGGCCAGCAUCACCAACUUCGUACGACAGAUCGACUCGUUCGGCCUGUUUGCCAAAUGCUAUCAGUGCAAGCCGCCCUCCCAGGCCCCUCCGCCGACACAUCGUCCCUGAAUCAACUCGACUUUUACUUUGUAACAUAACGUCAUAAUUUUCCUCUUUAAAAAAGGCUUGAAUUUUCAUGUGUGUGUCUCGGAUUUUUGUUCAAUUACAUUUAAUUUUAUCUAUUACUUCUUAGUGUAGUUCA